Messenger RNA from Hemisphaericaspora subhashii, 303 nucleotides. RefSeq lists its product as uncharacterized. The record is from RefSeq and is a predicted model, not a curated record. Lineage: Eukaryota; Fungi; Ascomycota; Pichiomycetes; Serinales; Debaryomycetaceae. The transcript has a single exon. Bases 1 to 303 code for a protein of 100 amino acids.
AUGUAUUCCAAGAUUUCAAACAGAUUCCAAGGAUCUAACAAUUCCAAACCAAAAUUGACCGCUAAAGAGUUUUGCAAACUCGAUAGCACAGCAAAGAAAACGAAACAUACUUCCGUGGAUUAUUUCACAAACACCAAACUGGCGCUAGAAAAAUCAGCCAAGAGCUUCACCAAAAACAAACCACAGGUCCAUCAAGUUCGUCAAUUUAUUGAUUCUGCUACUGCUACUUCCAUCACCAAUUUAAAAGGUUCAGAAAUUAAGUCACCUCCUGUUGAAUCACCUGCUAUUGAAACAACUUCAUGA